UUUUAAUACCAGAAAUUUAAAACCCCUCUCAUUUGGCCACGAAUUCAUCGAAAAAUAUUAAACGAAAAUAUCAAAAUUCCGCCCCUUCUCUCUGUAAUAAUGAAAUCGCCAAUAUAUACUGUGUAUAUCUUUACACUCGACUCGACACAAACAAUCAUCUCACAGAAAGAGAAAGGAAGCUCAACAUCAGCCACAGGAGGAGAUCAUGGCUAUAGCGGCCCAGCCGGCCAUCCGUAUACAACAGAAUUCUACUUUCUUCCCGAUGAACCUUAAUCUUGUUCGUAAUUCUCAGCUACGUCCCCUUGCUGUUUGCCCUCCUGGUAGAAUCCGUGCGAUAUCUGCUGUUACUAUGCAGCCAGAGUCAAUCACUGAAGCCAAAGAUACUUCAGCUGCUGAUUUGUUCGCUUGCCCCAUUUGUUAUGAGCCGCUUAUUCGAAAAGGCCCUCCAGGUUUCAACGUGUCUGGUUUCAAAUGUAAGAAGUGCAACAAGUCAUAUUCAAGCAAAAACAUCUAUCUUGAUCUCACUGUUACUUCCGGGACAAAGGAGUACAAUGAGUUUAAACCUACUGGAACUGAGCUUUUCAGGAGUCCACUUGUUUCAUUUGUCUAUGAGAGGGGCUGGCGUCAAAAUUUUAGUCGUAGUGGUUUUCCUGGUCCUGAUGAAGAGUUCAAUAUGGCUCAGGAGUAUUUUAAACCAUCUGAAGGUGGAUUCCUUGUGGAUGUGAGCUGUGGCAGUGGCUUGUUUUCCAGGAAAUUUGCCAAAUCUGGGGCUUAUUCUAGAGUUGUUGCACUGGAUUUUUCUGAAAAUAUGCUUCGCCAAUGUUUUGAGUUCAUAAAGAAUGAAGAUGCUAUCUUACGAUCGUCAGCAUCUCCUUCCUCUUCAACCUUUCUUUAUGUUUGUUAUAGAUGUAAAUGCGUUAUAUUUCUUAUUACUUUAGCUCUUGAUAAGAAUGACACUAAAAGCAAUCUUGCACUUGUGAGGGCUGAUGUUUCACGACUUCCCUUUUCUUCUGGUUCAGUUGAUGCCGUUCAUGCAGGUGCAGCCUUGCAUUGUUGGCCAUCUCCUUCCAAUGCAGUUGCUGAAAUCAAUCGAAUAUUACGAAGUGGUGGUGUUUUUGUUGGAAGUACUUUCCUUCGAGUUACCUCUUCAACUCCUGCAUUCUUAAGGCCUCUAAGACAGAUAGGGAACAACUACAAUUAUUUAACAGAAGAGGAGAUUGAAGAUCUGUGCUCGUCAUGUGGCCUUGUUAACUACACCAAGAAAGUUCAGCAGUCAUUUAUAAUCUUUUCUGCACAGAAACCUUGACCUUUUUCUGGCUCUUUUGUGAAAAUUUGGUAUAAUUUUACCUCUUACAAUUUUCAGCUCUGUUUGUACAUGUACGGAACAUGUUGACGAGCGAUCGCCAACGAUCCUUGAUUGCAGGAUUAAGUAUAGGUAAAUUGUGAUUGGGUAGAGGUUUGAUGUGUAUUAUAUUUAUGCUAAUACAUAUGGUUUGAAAUAACAAGGAAAUAAAAUAACACACGAUUUCGCCGAUCAUUGACGAAAAGAAAGGUUCACCGAAGGAAUCACUAGCAAAAGUUUGUUGUUAUUGUGAUAGCUGCAUAAUGAGAUUGUGCAUGCUAGUAUAUGUGUUUUUAAUGUUUAGCUUGACUUAGCUUCGUCUGUCCUAAAUGAGGUGCCGAGGGGUCACCUUUAUACAUGAAAACAGUGAAAUGUAAUGAUGUUGUUAGCUAAGA
Molecule: messenger RNA, 1737 nt
Organism: Striga asiatica
Lineage: Eukaryota; Viridiplantae; Streptophyta; Magnoliopsida; Lamiales; Orobanchaceae
Source: the annotation of a GenBank genome assembly